Molecule: messenger RNA, 3309 nt
Organism: Athene cunicularia (burrowing owl)
Lineage: Eukaryota; Metazoa; Chordata; Aves; Strigiformes; Strigidae
Gene: CD101
Product: CD101 molecule
Exons: 9
Coding region: 58-3066 (1002 amino acids)
Source: RefSeq, a predicted model, not a curated record
CACCCAUGAGAGCCUUCCACCACCCUCUGAGAAAGGAACCAAGCAGAGCUGUUUCCCAUGGGGCUAGUGCAGUGCCUGGUGGCUGCCGCCUCCUUCCUCCUCCUCCUGGCUUUGAGCACUGGCCAACGGGUGGUGACUAUUCAGAAGGGACCCCUCUACCGUGUGAGGGGGUCCCACGUCACGCUGUGGUGCAAGGUGAGCGGCUACCAGGGCCCAGCGGAGCAGAACUUCCAGUGGUCCAUCUACCUGCCCUCGGCCCCCGAGCGGGAGGUGCAGAUCGUCAGCACCGUCGACCCCUCCUUCCCCUACGCCAUGUACACCCAGCGUGUGCGCAGCCGGGGGAUCUACGUGGAGCGGGUGCAGGGGGACGCUGUUCUGCUGCACAUCAUCGAGCUGCAGGACCAGGACGCUGGGGUAUAUGAGUGCCACACUCCCAGCACUGAUGAGAGGUACUUUGGGAGUUACAGCGCCAAGACGAACCUCUCAGUGAUUGCAGACACCCUCUCAGCUUCCAUGCCACCCCAGGUCCUCAACCAUGCCGAAGGGGAUGCAGUGGAGCUCACCUGUGAGGUGUCGAAGUCCACUGUGCAGCACACACAUCUAUCUGUUGGCUGGUACCGUCUUCAGGAAGCAGGAGAGCUCCAUGCCGAGGAGGUCCUCACCCUCUCCAAGGACUUUGUCUUGAGGCCAGGGCCCUCUUAUGCACAGAGGUUUCUGGCAGGGGAUGUGCGGCUGAACAAGGUUGGGAACACUACGUACAAGCUCUCUAUUGGAGGAGCAGAGCCGUCCGACCAGGGGCAGCUGUACUGCGAGGCAGCCGAGUGGAUUGAGGAUCCUGAUGAGACAUGGAAAGACAUCUCCCACAAGCAAACAGGGAGGACGUUGCUGGUGGUCAUGAGCCAAGGCAGAGACCUCUCUGUGGACAUCGCUGCUGCUGAAAGCUCCCUUUCUGAAGGUGAUACCUUGCAGCUAAAUUGCACAGUGGAAUCCCAGAAGAGCAGCAGCAAGCACUUCCAAGUGCUUUGGUUUCUCAAUGGCAUGGAACUGGCCAGGGUUGACCCCCAUGGGGUGUUGAUUUGGAAGGAAGAGUAUGAGGAGAAAGCCAAGCUGGGGCAGCUCCAAGCAUUCAAGCAAAGCAACACAGUUUAUGUCCUCGCCAUCUAUGAGGUGACGCUGAAGAACAAUGGUACGUACCACUGCUCUGUUUCGGAGGUGAAGACUCCUGGAGACUUUCACAGCAUCCAAACUAAUCAGUCAUCAGGUGUACAAGUUGACGUGAAGCCAGUAGAGCCACAUGUGUCUACCAGCACGCCACAGGUCAUGGCGGGCGAUGCCUUGAUCCUCCUUUGUGAGGUGCAAGGAGAAACUGGCCCUGUGUCUGUGCAGUGGUGGAACCUGCCACUGCAGCACCCUGGUCCCCGGGUGCCCGUGGCCAUCAUGGAGCCGGAUGGUACCCUGAGACUGGGCAGUGCCUACCGGGACAGCGGGACUCGGGGGAGCCUCUGGCUGGAGAAAGCGAGCUCCAGUGCUUUCACCCUGGUGAUCCCCAACACAUUGGACGAGGGUGACGGAGGGCAGUAUGGGUGCAAAGCAACAGAGUGGUCCCGGGACCAGAGUUGGACAGAGGAGGGGGAGACAGCAGUGACAGUCAGCUCCAUGGGUCUUGGUCUGCACGCCACACUGAGAAGCCGAAUUGCCACAGUCAAAUAUGGGCAGAGUUUUGAACUCAUCUGCCAACUGAGCGCUAGCUACACCCUCGAGGAAGUGCCGGUGUCUGUGGGGUGGCUUUUCCAGCCCAGUCCAGCCUCUGGCCACUACCAUGAGCUGGUCCGAGUCCUUCCCAGAGGCACCAUGGCCUGGGGGGCAGCGCAGCCACACUUCCAGGGGAAGGCCCAGCUGGCGAAGGGUGCCGCCGCCUCCAGGCUGCACAUCCACAGUGCUGCAGCUGCCGACGAGGGGACAUACCAGUGUGAGGUGGAGGUCUGGAGGAGGAACACCCUGUUGCUGGGGCAGCCGGUGGCCACUGCCAGAUCCAAUGCUGUGGGAAUAAAGGUGGUGCUGCCAGAAAGCAAGCUUCAGGUAGCUACGAAAGAGAGCUCUGUGGAGAUUGCUGGUGGUGCUGACACAGCCGUUGAGUGCAGGAUCGUGUUUGCCCAGAAUAAUUCUCAGUUUGCCAUUACCUGGUACCUCCUCCCUCCUCCUCCGGCAGAUGCAACCCCUCUGCAAAUCGUAAGGGCCGACUAUACCAGUGUACUGGAAUAUGGGGCUGAGUUCAGUUCGCCUGCACAAAAGUCCCGAUUCCUGAGCCAGAGGGUGUCCAGUAAUGUUUUCCAGCUACGGAUACUCUCUGCAAACCCUGGGGACCAGGGCAGGUACUACUGUGUGGUAGAAGAAUGGCUCUGGCUGGUGGACAGGUGGUACAAACUUGGAGAGGGAGCAUCGGGAAGGACCAUGCUGGAGUUCAAGCUCCCAGAGCACGAACUGCAGCUGGAGAAAACCAACCGAAGCAUCUCGGCGAGGGAGGGCAAUGAGGUGACGCUGAACUGUCUGCUGCAGGGUGCCCGCCUGCCCACCACCCACCUCUCGGCCACCUGGUUUCAUGGGGAGGAGAGUGGCCACGUCAAGCCCCUGCUCACCCUCCACCGUGAUGGCGCCAUCGAGUACCACCAGGAGAGCCUGGCAGGGAGGUUGCACCUCCGCCGCCCCACUGCCGGCGACUUCAGCCUGACACUGUGCAGCGUGGAGGAGGGCGAUGCAGGCGUGUAUCGCUGCCAGGUGCAGGAGUGGCUGCCACAGAGCAAGGGGAAGAACUGGGCUCUGCAAGCCUUGGCACACUCAGGGUACACCCAGCUCACUACCAUCCAGGCAGAAUCAACUGUUUUGUCUAGGAUCUGCUCAUCCCCACCACUGCUGAACUUCAUCCUGUACUUACCACUGGUUCUGAUUCUUCUCCUGGCCAUUGCUGUCUUCUGCUGGUACUUCAAAUCUGGAAAAAGCAAGAAGGGAAACAUCACAGGAGACCAGCAGAUGGAAUUGCAGGAGGCUGGAGGGAUCAAGAAAACUUAGCUGAUCUAUAAUGGCAGAUGUAACUUGAAGGAGUGGAGCUGGACAGCUGAGGAGAACUGAGUAUUUGCAGAGGGGCUCUUUAUUGUUUUGUAGUAGCUCUUGCAAUGAAUCAUUGCAAUGAAUCAAUGGAACAAAGCAGCUUUGAAUUACUAAGUGAAGAGGGUUUUUGUAACAGGCAUUCCUGUCUCUUAGGUACCCACCCAUUUCACACUCUAUUCAUUGUGGUAUAUUUGAGGUCCUUGC